AUGAAACAUAUUCCAAGUAAUGUUAAAGAAAAAUAUGAAAUACUUGGUGUUAUUGGUGAAGGUAUAGAUUUUCUUGUUUUAUUUACUAAUAAUUUAUGUAUAAUUUUUAACAUAACAAUAAAAAUAGGUUCAUAUGGUGUAGUACUCAAAGCUCGAAAAAAAGAUACAAAUACAACAGUUGCUAUUAAACAUUUUAAACAAUCUCCAGGAUAUUGUACUGAUAUGGAUAUAAUUGAACGUGAAUUAAAAAUUCUUCAAUCACUUCGUUUUGUAAAUGUUGUUGAAUUAAUUGAAUGGUUUCGUGAUAAAAAACAAUGUUUUCUUAUAUUUGAAUAUGUUGAAUGGAAUAUGUUACAAGUAUUACAAGAACAUCCUGAUGGUUUACCAUUAGAACAAGUACGUCAAUUAUCAUAUCAAUUAUUUAGUGCUAUACAUUGGUGUCAUACACAUGAAAUAAUACAUCGUGAUAUAAAACCAGAAAAUUUACUUAUAUCAAAAAAUUUUAUAUUAAAAUUAUGUGAUUUUGGUUUUGCAAGAUUUUGUAAUACACAAACAUCAGCAGAUUAUUAUACUGAUUAUGUUGCAACACGAUGGUAUCGAUCACCAGAAUUACUAAUCGGUUCACCAUAUGGAAAACCUGUUGAUAUUUGGGCAUGUGGAUGUAUCAUGGCAGAACUUACUACUGGUCAAGCACUAUUUGCGGGCGAAAGUGAUAUUGAUCAAUUGUAUCGUAUUCAAAAAUGUCUAGGACCUUUACCAUCUAAAUAUAAUGAAGCAAUAAAAACAAAUCCAAAAUUUGAUGGAUUAAAAUUUCCUCCUAUUCAUCAUUUGGAAACUUUAGAACGACGUUAUGGUCAUAUAUUUCCACCUGAUAUAAUGCAUUUAUUUAAAGGAACCUUACGUUUAUAUGCUGCGGAUCGUUUAACAGCUGAAGCAUGUAUUCAACAUGAAGCAUUUGUUUAUUUAAAUCAAAAUCAAAAACAACAACAACAAAAACGUUUACAACGACAACAAAAUCGACCAAAAACUGUUCUCGGUUCAUUAAGUACAUCUCAAGGACAACAUGAUCAUCAUAAUGAAAUAGUACAUUUUGCUAUGCCACUUGUUGAUAGUCGUUUAAGUAGAUGGUAUGAUGAAAAUGGUGAAAUUCAAAUUCGUCGUCGAUCUCCAACAUUACCUGUUCAUAAUGGUAUUGAUAAUUUAACAGAUACAUCAUUUGCUGGAUCAUCUACUCUUAUUCAACAUCAACAAAAAUAUCGUAGUAAUACACAAAUGACUGAUCGAUCAACAAAUUCUCAUCUUCAACGUCAUCAAUCGAAAUUUGCACGAGCACAAUCAAGAAAUCAAUCAUCAUCAAGUGAUGAACGAAUUCAAAUAACUGCUGUUAGUCCUAUUAGUUCAAAUAAUACAAGUGAUGAUGAUGAUGAUCCAAAUAGUAUUCUUUCACAUCAUAGUCGUCUAAGACGAAAAUAUAUUAAAAAUCGUCAAGCAACUCCACCACCAUUAAGUCGACAACAAUCAUUACGUGAACAACAACAACCUUUACCACCACAACCAACAUCUCCAUCAUUAAGAUGUGCAUCAAAUGGAGUUUUAUUAAGACCUAAACAACAUCAUACUAAUAAUCAACAUAAUUCAACAAAUCAUUUUCAAAAAUCUUCAAAAGAUAUGAGUAAAAAACUUAAACGAUUUACAUUAGAUACAGUUGAAAAUCGUUGGCAUCAUCCAUAUCAAACAUUUUCAAAUAAUCAACAAAUAUCUGAAUCUAACAUCUAUCGUUCAUCAAUGGCUAUUGUACCUAGUCUUAAUACUAAUGUAUAUGGUUCUCAAAUGAAUAAUAAUAAUUUAUUAUUAACAUCAGUAAAACAAUCUCAAUCACAACAAAGAGAUGAAUCAAAUAAUGAUUUACAACAAUCAAGAUCUAAGACACGAGAUUUAGUUCGUAGUCGAACAAUUGAUUGUCAUCCACCAUCUAUAGAAACAACACCUAUUCUUCAACGAACACCUUCAAGACAAAAUAUUAUUACACAUCAUCAGAUAUCAUCUGAUCCGAUGGAUCAAGCUGAUGUUGAUACAACAAUUUCAACAACCUAUUCGACUAGUCGUAGUAUUGAACAACAACAACAACAACAACAACAACAAAAUAAUAAUAAUAAACAUGCAUGGAAUUCAGAACAAAGAAAGUCAGCAUAUGGCAGUGAUAAUUAUUUAGUAAAUUCUAAUGGAAAUAAUUCUUCUUUUAGUCGUCCAUGUUAUUCACCUACAAAAAGUGAUUAUGCUCAUGUAAGUAAAAUUGUUAUGGCACCUCAACGAGAAUCAUCUUAUGAUCUAAUCAAAUCGGCUAAAUCAUUAGUAAAACAAAAUACAACAACGUUACCAAAAACACCAAUAGAAUCAAAUCGAAGACAACAAUCAAGUAAUAAUAUUUUUGGUGUAUAUCCUUAUGCUCGAACAGCUAUAUUACAUGUUGCAAAUGCUAUAAUGCCAACAUCUUAUCAACGUCAACAAUCAAUUCGUUUACCAAGUACAAAGUCCCGUCAUCAUGAUCGUUAA
This is a messenger RNA of Rotaria sp. Silwood1, 2553 nucleotides long. Lineage: Eukaryota; Metazoa; Rotifera; Eurotatoria; Philodinida; Philodinidae. The record is from the annotation of a GenBank genome assembly.